AUUGAAUUGAAACCCCAUGGAUGCCCACUCUCUUCCCCCUCCUUUCCACACACGGGAUUUCCAUCUCCAACAACAAUUCCACCACAACAAUAAUUCUGAAGAAGAACAUAGCGCCACCACUACUCGUCUCAAACGAGAUCGCGACGAUGAUGACCACAACAACUCUGCCCCCACCAGCGCUGCCGACGCUGCCGCUGCUGAUGGAGAGAUUACUCGACGACCCAGAGGAAGACCCGCCGGAUCCAAGAAUAAACCCAAGCCACCAAUUAUUAUUACUCGAGACAGUGCCAACGCCCUUCGGACUCAUGUCAUCGAAGUCACUGACGGCUGUGACAUCGUCGACAGCGUCGCCACCUUCGCUCGCCGCCGCCAGCGCGGCGUUUGCAUUAUGAGUGGUACUGGCACCGUCACCAACGUCACUCUCCGCCAGCCGGCCUCCCCUGGUGCAAUUGUCAACUUACAUGGUCGCUUUGAGAUCUUAUCCCUUGCCGGCUCUUUCCUCCCUCCGCCGGCUCCUCCAGCUGCAACCAGCUUGACUAUUUACCUCGCCGGCGGUCAGGGGCAGGUAGUCGGUGGUAGCGUUGUGGGUACUUUAGUCGCCUCCGGCCCCGUCGUCAUCAUGGCUGCCUCGUUUAGCAACGCUGCUUAUGAACGCCUGCCGUUGGAAGACGACGACCAACCGCCGAUGCCGCCACUGCAGGGCGGAGGCGGAAUUGGGUCGCCGGAUGAAGUUGGACAGUCCCAACCGCCGCAAACAGCCCAUCAUCAACAGCAACAACAACAACUUCUGGGCGACGGAAAUGUGCCGUUAUUUCACGGUUUGCCUCCGAAUCUGUUAAACUCAAUUCAAAUGCCGCCAUCGGAAGCAGCUUAUUGGGGUACGGCUCGACCUCCGUACUAACCCCCCCCUCC
Cucurbita pepo subsp. pepo (vegetable marrow) is the source of this 912-nucleotide messenger RNA. Lineage: Eukaryota; Viridiplantae; Streptophyta; Magnoliopsida; Cucurbitales; Cucurbitaceae. The record is from RefSeq and is a predicted model, not a curated record.